This is a messenger RNA of Aspergillus melleus, 546 nucleotides long. RefSeq lists its product as uncharacterized. The record is from RefSeq and is a predicted model, not a curated record. Lineage: Eukaryota; Fungi; Ascomycota; Eurotiomycetes; Eurotiales; Aspergillaceae. Bases 1 to 546 code for a protein of 181 amino acids. The transcript has a single exon.
AUGCUUGGACUUCACGCGCGAGUACUCAUCCGCAACCCGUCUAAACGAGUGCUCAUCCGAUGCCACGGUCCAGAACCCGCCCCUUUCAGCGUCAUCUCGGCGCACAAUUUCUCCUGCAAACUCUGCAGUGUCCUUUUCCGUCGUUCAAUGUCCGAUCUACUUCUUAGCGCUCCAGAUUUCCAGAAUUUUCCGUUCCGGAUCCCAAACGCCACGAUUAGCCGGCGAGAAUUCCUCGUGUCCGGGUACAGAGAAGAGAACCUCCGCCAACACCCCGCGGAAAUUAUAGAUGGGGCAAAUAAAAACGCUGAGAUUGACAUGGCUCCGAAGCCAGAUGCACGGAUUGUAAUUCUCAUGCUGGCCGAGGGUCAUGUCGCUUCAGACGUAAUUCCAGCUAGCGGCGACGAAACGACGCACGCCGGCGCGUUCUGCGGCCCGGAUGAGCGAAAGCUGGUCUUCGAGUUGGAGCUCGUGGACGCCGCUAUAGGCGCAGAUCAUGGCAUCGACUCCUUGGCAAGCGGUGGCCAGAGCUUGGAUAUCGGCCCAUGA